CGGAGAGGUCGAAAGUUCGCAAUAUUCGAGUCCUAUAUAAACUUUACUAACCCAUCCAAAAUGCUUAUUAAACUGAUUUUGGCGUUGGUAAUUGGCUAUGGAGGUAUUUUUGCGCCCGGCAGUGCACAAAAUCUGUUGGACCGACUGCGUCCGGUGAAUAUGACCCGUUUCGAUGAUGGAAUCAAAGUGGUUUCCGGCACUAAGGUGAAGCGCUACGAACGGCUAACGAUUCCGCUUGGCGGUCCAGUAGGAAUUCCAGGAGGAGCUGGACUCCUUGGACCUUUGCUACCUCCGCAACCUUCGUAUUUGGGGUAUACCUAUUUGGUGCCUCAAUGGCAAGCGGGUGCUAAACUGAUAGGAGAUGGAGAAUCAACGGGCGUGGCUGGUAUGGUAUCCUUUUUACAGCUUCCCUACAAUUCGGACAUCAAGGUGACGAUCAAUGUAACUGGAUUACCACCUGGCAAACAUGCUCUACAUAUCCACACCUUUGGAGAUCUCAGUGAAGGCUGCAAGUCCACUGGCGGACAGUUUCCUAAUAAUUUCCUUGGCAAUAUUGACACGAAGGAUGAUGGAAGCAUCUCAGCGGUUUUCCAAAGCAUUUACUUGCAAUUGUUUGGUAUUAAUGGAAUUGUCGGACGUUCUAUUGUCAUUCACAGCAAGGCGAUUGAUCUGAAUACGGCUCUGAAUGCGGAGGUCUUUUCGUCCUCCCUUCAAGCAAUGCCAAAUCCUAUGGCCUAUCAGAAUGAAGAGAAUUCAUUGGGACCGGCUAUUGCCUGUGGAGUUAUAAGUCUUAUGAGCACAGCAGCCAGUUCGUCAGGUAUGGCAACUGCUGCUCCAGCAGCACCUGCAAUGGAAAAUGCGGAGAUUUAACUUGUAUUCUAACAAUAAUAUUAAUAAAAAC
Drosophila eugracilis is the source of this 901-nucleotide messenger RNA. RefSeq names its product superoxide dismutase [Cu-Zn], chloroplastic. The transcript is spliced from 3 exons. The record is from RefSeq and is a predicted model, not a curated record. Gene Ontology annotation, molecular function: superoxide dismutase activity; copper ion binding. Bases 61 to 870 code for a protein of 269 amino acids. Gene Ontology annotation, biological process: removal of superoxide radicals. Lineage: Eukaryota; Metazoa; Arthropoda; Insecta; Diptera; Drosophilidae.